GUAGUUAUUUUAGUAUUGGAUUUCGUGUCUAUACACUCGAACGAACAGUCCCGAACUCCCUACUAUCGCCUGAAAUGGCAGCAUCAGAGGGAGCUUGCCUCAACCAUGUUUCUCGCGAAUCGCCUGAUAUCAAGCGCCUCGCUCAGUUCUACACUGAAGUAUUCGGUUUUGAGCAACUGGCAGCUCCGAAUUUUCCGUUCGGUGUAAUAUGGUUGAAAUUGGGUUCAUUCUAUCUUCACCUCAUCGAGAGAGACCCCUCCACGAAACUCCCAGAGUAUAGUGCCAUGUCAGCGGUCGCCGCCCCGGAGAAUCUUCCCCGAGGGCACCAUGUCUGCUUUUCCAUCUCCAAUUUCGACUCUUUUGUUCGCACCCUCAAGGCAUAGUCUCUCUGUACCUAAUGGCUUGAUUUAUCUGUCAAUUUUGGGAAUGUUAUUGUUUGUGCAUAAAUAAGUAGAAAAAAAUUGCCACUUUCAGUGAUUAUUUUUUUCAACAGUUGAGAAACUGCUUGGUGUUGGGGAUGAUUCAAAGGGAAAAGAUAAUUUUUUA
Messenger RNA from Ipomoea triloba (trilobed morning glory), 546 nucleotides. RefSeq lists its product as uncharacterized. The coding region runs from base 75 to 383 and encodes 102 amino acids. NCBI's taxonomy places the organism in Eukaryota, Viridiplantae, Streptophyta, Magnoliopsida, Solanales, Convolvulaceae. The transcript is spliced from 2 exons. The record is from RefSeq and is a predicted model, not a curated record.